GGAUUAACUUGCCUUCCUCGUUCCCUGUUCCCCCUGGAGUCGCGUUCUCGAUCUAUAAUAAUAGGCCCAAAGGAGAAAGCGAUAAGAGACCGAGGAAGAGGGUGUGCGUGAAGAUUCGUGCUCGGAGGAUUUUUUCGGCCAUGGAGAAAGGCCUGAAGCUCUUCGGGGUGAGGAUCAUGCGCGAAGGGGGAGCCGGGGAGUUGGAGUUGGAGUUGGAGGAGGAGGAGGUGAUGCGGAAGAGCUCCAGCAUGGGGAAUUUGGCCUCCUGCACUGGGGGACCGGCCGGCGAUCACGUUAGCGGCGAGCAAGGUUACCUCUCCGACGGUGGCCUCCACCAAUCCUCGAGGACGAGAAGAAGGCACGAGCGGAAAAGAGGAGUACCGUGGACAGAAGAAGAGCACAGAACAUUUUUGGCUGGACUGGAAAAGCUCGGGAAGGGAGAUUGGAGGGGAAUUUCACGGAAUUUUGUGACCACUAGAACCCCGACCCAAGUAGCCAGUCAUGCGCAGAAGUAUUUCCUUAGACAGAACAAUCCUGGUAAAAAGAAGCGCCGAUCCAGCCUCUUCGACAUGGUGAUCAAUGAAGAAGCUGCGGUCCCUGAAACAGCUUCAGCAUUAUCUCCGAAGAAGCCUCCUCGUGAACCCAAGGAAGAAACGAAUAAUCUAAGCCUGGAGGAACAUAUGGUGGGAGCCCCAGCUGUUGUUACCACCCCAGUGGCAUCUCGAGGUUUCGAGGCUUCCUCAGUCUCACCAAUGAUGACAAGCCAUGGUAGCAUUACCAACUUCUGCGGUGCCAAUCUCAUGGUUGAAAUCUCAGGCCGCAGUGUUGGAGAACAGGUCAUGCCAACCUUAUCCCUCAUCUCACCACUCAAUGUUCCAGACCAGGUGGCUACAGUGUUGCAAGCCAGCACAACAUGUGCCCCAAAUCUUCUCAAAUUGUCCUUGCCUCAUCCUCCAUCUUCUGCCACAACUUCGUUGGUUGAAAGCAGCGAUUUGGAGCUCAGCAUUGCACCACCUCGGCCACACAGUCUAGCUAAAUUAUCCUCUCAGGGUGUGGCUGGGGCUAUUAGAGUAGUCUGAUCGGUUUUGGAUUAUUUCUUUAUGUUUGUAACUCUGAGACUUGUUCAGCGGUAAAUGGAUAGUUUUAAAAAAUAGGCAGAUUUCCUUUUGCUAAUACUUCUGGAAAACAUGGUAAAUGUCAAGGAUUUGUUUGUCUUCAUAUUUUGGAGGUGAAGCAAUAAAAGAGGGAGGAAAGGUGGACGCUGUC
This is a messenger RNA of Phoenix dactylifera (date palm), 1266 nucleotides long. Its product is annotated as transcription factor KUA1-like. Lineage: Eukaryota; Viridiplantae; Streptophyta; Magnoliopsida; Arecales; Arecaceae. Gene Ontology annotation, molecular function: DNA binding. Gene Ontology annotation, biological process: response to gibberellin; response to ethylene. The record is from RefSeq and is a predicted model, not a curated record.